Messenger RNA from Aphanomyces invadans, 1134 nucleotides. RefSeq lists its product as hypothetical. The transcript is spliced from 8 exons. Gene Ontology annotation, cellular component: cytoplasm. The record is from RefSeq and is a predicted model, not a curated record. Bases 1 to 864 code for a protein of 287 amino acids. NCBI's taxonomy places the organism in Eukaryota, Oomycota, Saprolegniomycetes, Saprolegniales, Verrucalvaceae. Gene Ontology annotation, molecular function: protein binding. Gene Ontology annotation, biological process: regulation of translational initiation.
AUGAAGGACAACAACAUGGCUGCCACCGACAGCGAAGUCCGCGCCAACCUCGAAAGCCAGCAUGACGAGGUGGAAGCACUGCAGGCGAUUUUCGAGCACGACUUUGAGUGGGCCGACCAAGAGAUCUACGGCACACAAGGCAAGUCGUUUUACGUGUUGAUCCCUGGCGACUAUUGUCUUCGGCUGCUGAUCCAUCUGCCGUCGGAUUACCCGUCGCGGUCACCUCCAAUUGCCGAAGUUUACGAUUCGUUCGGUGUGUCGUCGUCCGAAUGCGACGCCAUCAUCCAAGACUUGACGAAGACGUUCAACAAAUCUCGAGGCGACGUUUGCCUGUACGACUGGAUCGAAAGCGUUCGCGAGAAGUUUGGAUCGUUUGCAUCAGUGGAGGCAGCGUCCCUGGAGGCCGUCGACAUCGAUGCCAACGAGCUGCUUGCUCGUCCUGCAACGUCACACGACAUUGCACCAUUCCUGCGCGGUAUCAAAACCGGCACUCCCAUCACCGAUCGCAAGAGCACUUUCCAAGCCAAUGCCGUGGCCGUGACUAGCGUCGACGAAGUCCGGGCGUUUGUGGCACACCUUCUUGAAGACCGGAAAAUUGCCAGAGCGACGCAUAAUAUGCUGGCGUAUCGAAUUGUGAAAGACGUUGUGAUUAAAGACAGCGACGACGACGGCGAAGGCGGCGCGGGCAGCAAGUUGUCGCAUUUGCUCGAGAUGACCCAGGCACAGAACGUGGCGGUGGUUGUGAGUCGAUGGUACGGGGGCAUUCAACUCGGUCCUGAUAGAUUCAAGCACAUUGCCAACUGCGCGCGCGACGUUCUUGAGACCCAUGGAUUCAUUCCGCGAAAGACAAAGACCAAGGCAUGAGUCGACACACAGCGUGGAUCGCAAUGUGAGUACAUUUAUUAAAACAUGUAGUUUGCCUCGCCAUCGUCUGACACUUGCAGCAACGAAAACGCCCCCACGCAUGCAAGUGGCUGAAACGUGGGUUUGGAUUUCGUCGCCAUUUGGGUCUUUUUUCGCCGUGGCUUCCGCACGGCCGACUCGACCCUUCCAGAUGCCUCCACAGCGCUUGACGUUGCUCUUGUUGCUGGAGCAACGGCAAUCUCUGAAUCUACGGAAAACAACGUUUGUUUG